Messenger RNA from Lasiosphaeria miniovina, 2925 nucleotides. RefSeq lists its product as uncharacterized. The record is from RefSeq and is a predicted model, not a curated record. Lineage: Eukaryota; Fungi; Ascomycota; Sordariomycetes; Sordariales; Lasiosphaeriaceae. Bases 1 to 2925 code for a protein of 974 amino acids. The transcript is spliced from 10 exons.
AUGAACCUCGGAUUUCAGCAACGGUGGAAAAUUCCGACAAUUGCUCUGAGAGCCACCAAGCAGCAUCAUUUGGCCCCCCCGCUUCUGAGAAGUCCUUACAGCAGGGUCAAGAUGCUGGGGCUCAGCGCGCUAUAUGUUUAUUCGUGCCGCCAUAGUGGAAUCAUAUUUGUUGCACACAAGUACCACCAGCUGUGGAAAUACGGUCCGAAUUCGGUUCUCGCCCUCGAUAUUGGGCUUUGGGUCCAGGUGGAAUACCGCAGGAAGCAACUCACCGCCUGGGAGAUGCUGCUUUCUAAAACCACAGACACUUCCGGGUCCCUAAAGAUCGACUAUUUCUCCAACAUGAACAUUGUUUCCCUGUUCUCAUCUGCCAAGAGAAAACACUGGGGUGUCUCCCUAUCUAUCUUAGGCACCCUGCUUCUCGGGCUCUACGUGGCGGCAUAUGUUGCGAAGUCUCUACGGCAGAACCGCACGCUCCUAGCUUAUCCUGUAGGGACAACUAGAUCUGUCGCUUUCCAGCCUUUGAAGCUUCCUAUCCAAGUGCAUGAUUUUGAGGAAUUCAGAGUCGGGUCGAUGCAAUAUGUCACCGCUGUCGUGGACUACCUGUCUCCAGCAAGUGUGUCUCACUUGAAGGGCGUCACGGCGGACGGCUUGGCGAAUUAUAACAGAUAUACUGCCAACGCAUACACCGACAAUGGACCUUGCGAUGACAGAGUUUUGGUGCUUCUGCCUCAAGACUGCAGACCACCGAAUCAGAGCGAGGCGGACAUCACCGUCGCACUUGUCAAUUGCGUGGCCCGCGACAGCCAUGGGAGAGCAACAAUGCGAUUCGAAAACACGGAGAACGGCUCUCCACCAGAUAUUCUCAGUCGCGAAGAAAGCCAACGGGAGAACGGCGGGAACACACCGUAUGGAAACGGCCUGUUGUUUUCUACCUUCACGGCCUUUGACCACUACCGAGGUGUUGAUCUAAUAAACGAAUCAAAGAACAUCACAGAUCCUCUGGUAGCCAAACAGGUUCUGGAGGAGUUUUAUUGUCCUCUCGCUAUCCAGAUCUUCCGAGUCACCUCAUUCACCGACGCCAAUGAGACCAUCUCGGGCGUUGUCGAUGCCAUCGUUCAGCGCUUGACUGUUCAACAGUUCGCAUUUUGGGUUGUUGUCGUGCUCCUCGCUCUUGUAUCCGCCGCCUGCACGAUUUUGAUGCCUCACAGCACAUGCGGCAACCAUGCCAGGUCAUGGCUCCCUCGGGAUCCUGCGGCCCUGGCUGGGACGGUCGUGCUUCUCGGGGUCUACCGUGAUGUGACGGGUAUCGUUCGGGGCGGCAGAGCUGCAAGGACAGAGCUGCUUGAGUAUUACACCAAAAAGUGUCGCGAAAAGAAGUGGUGGCGGCCCUGGGGGACAACGCAGAUGUCUAAGUGGAUAGCCAUUGGACUAAGGUUGAUGGUCGACGAUCUGGAGCUGAAUCUCCGCCUUUUAGAGCCCUUCGUGGCGCUAAGACGCGGCGGCCCGACGGCUUUGGGAGCAUUUUUCAACAACUACUUCUUUGGCCUACUCCCCAGGAGACUUUGGGCGCUUUUUCGUGCACGGCGGUUUAUCCUAGCCGCCGUCGCUUCCGGGGCCAUCUCAAUGCCGCUUUCUGCAAUCGUCGUCGGCGACCUCUUCACCCUCUCUGACGACCCUUCUGUUCGAGAGAGCGGCCAUCUCUUACAGAUGGAUGGGUUUGACGAGUUCGUCACUCACAACUGGACUUCGGUUUUUGCCCAAGAGACCCUCCUCUCAUCUGGAUGGGGCAGCGGCAUGUUUAACCCCGAUGCCUUCAAUCUCCUCCCCCUUGAAGAUUUCACGACUGAAUUACUCGUUAUCCCGCGCUUUGAGCUCCCUCCUGAAGGAUGGGCUACCUCUGCUUCUCUUGUUUCUGUGUCGACAUCGGUAAGCAGAUGGAGGCUCAACUGCACUUUUAUCGAUUCACAAUGCUCCGAAAUAACGAUCCCAUUGGAGUCCGACAAUUCCAAUUACAUUGGACAACAUUUCCUCAACGAAUAUCAACAAGAACCGCUCUGCCCCUACUUGGAGCUCGGGCAGAGACGGGUCAACUUCAGGCUAUCCAGCUUAGGCAUUGCCAAUAUCACCAUGGAUCCCGAUUCUCCAAAGCGCAGCAUUCAGCCUUACGCAGUCAGCCGACAUCUCACCUUCUGGCAGAAUACUCUUUUCAGCUUGAACAACGUCUCCUCACCCAUGGUACUUCCCAAUGGGGUUUCCGCAGUAUUCCGGGAUAUUACAUCUACCACAGUGCCUGGCCACAUCUCCGUAGACGAGUUGCGGGCUUCAGAGUUUGUGUCACGGAGCAGAGUCAUGGCGGCGCUGGAGGCGCGGUGGCAGAAAGGCAUGGCUGCCAUCACCAGGCACAACCUCACCACUACUGAAGGAUACGUCCCUCCAAAGCGAGUUGAAGCGUCCCUGUUGGACUAUCAUCAGCGAUGGGUCAUCCAGAAUGAGGGGUCAACGAGGAUUUUACAGGGUAUAUUUGCCCUCACGCUUGCCUGCCUCGCGAUCGGAUUUGCCUUUGGGCCGAAAGACCUCGACAGGAUCCUGCCGUUUCCACCUACCAGCAUCGGUGCUAUCCUUUUCCUGCUGGAGGGAUCCAAGAUACUAGGCGAGGUUCCGCAAGAAGAAGAGCUACUCAACGGAGGCGAGAAGAACGAACCGAAAACUCGAGCAGGGUGCGGAAUCAUACCACAGGGCGCCGAGGCUCUGCGGGACAGCGAAUUCAGGAUAAAGGUUUUUGAAGCGCCCGGGAGAGAAUACUUCCUCAAGGAAUGGGAAAUCUCUCAUGAGGAUACAAAUGAAGAGAACCCGGAGGGGAGCAGUGUGGGUGAGAGGGUUUACAGAAUUGACUUUGAGGAGGGGACGAGUAGCAAGUGUUAG